This is a messenger RNA of Fopius arisanus, 1750 nucleotides long. RefSeq names its product Nfs1 cysteine desulfurase (gene Nfs1). The record is from RefSeq and is a predicted model, not a curated record. The transcript is spliced from 8 exons. NCBI's taxonomy places the organism in Eukaryota, Metazoa, Arthropoda, Insecta, Hymenoptera, Braconidae. Bases 152 to 1504 code for a protein of 450 amino acids. Gene Ontology annotation, cellular component: cytosol; nucleus; mitochondrion. Gene Ontology annotation, biological process: [2Fe-2S] cluster assembly. Gene Ontology annotation, molecular function: cysteine desulfurase activity; pyridoxal phosphate binding.
CCCUCGAGGUUACUUUGCGUCACAUUGCGCGAUAAUGCCGACAGUUAUCAGCUGACUGUUUAUAUUCGACACGCUGAGGAACCGUUUUUCUUAUUUGUCAGUCAUCAAAGAAUUAAAUUAGCCUGUCACUAAUCGUCACUGUCACUCGAAAAUGUUGAGACCAGCACGAACAUUGGUGAUUACUCUGCAACGUGUCAAAGAAUGCAGUCCAGUCCUGAGAUGCAGUCGACAGAGAUCAGACAUAACCGAGUACGAGUCUCCCAUCACAGAUGAGUACAAAAGAGGACCAUCUGAGGGAAGAUCCCUCUACAUGGACGCACAAGCCACGACACCAAUGGAUCCCAGGGUUUUGGACAAGAUGCUACCGUUUUUCACAGCGUACCAUGGGAAUCCACACUCCAGGACUCACAUGUAUGGAUGGGAGUCUGAAGCUGCUGUGGAACACGCGAGGAAGCAAGUCGCUGAUUUAAUUGGGGCUGACAAAAAGGAGAUAAUUUUCACCUCCGGAGCAACUGAGUGCAACAACAUCUCAGUCAAAGGUGUUGGGAGGUUCUACAAAGCUAAGAAGAAGCACAUUGUGACGACACAAACUGAGCACAAAUGCGUUUUGGAUUCCUGUAGAGCUCUCCAAGCUGAAGGAUUUGAAGUCACUUACCUUCCAGUUUUGCCGAAUGGACUCAUCGAGCUGGAGAAAUUGGAAGCAGCAAUACGCCCUGAUACGUCUCUCGUGUCAGUAAUGAUGGUGAAUAAUGAAAUCGGAGUGAGACAACCGAUCGAAGAAAUUGGGGCAUUAUGCAGGAAGAAAAAAGUAUUUUUCCACACAGACGCUGCCCAGGCAGUGGGCAAAAUCCCGAUUGACGUAAAUGCCAUGAACAUCGACUUGAUGUCCAUCAGUGGCCACAAAAUCUAUGGACCCAAGGGAGUCGGAGCUCUCUAUGUUCGUAGACGACCUAGGGUACGUGUAGAACCGAUUCAGAGUGGUGGAGGACAGGAAAGAGGGAUGAGAAGUGGUACUGUACCCACUUCACUUGUCGUUGGGAUUGGAGAGGCGUGUGAAAUUUCUGGAGCUGAGAUGGAGUAUGACAACAAGCAUAUAACAACCCUUGCAAAUCAUCUAAUCGAUAAAAUAACAACGAACUUACCCCACGUCGUGCGAAAUGGUGAUCCCGUCGCUUGGUAUCCAGGCUGUGUCAAUCUCUCUUUUGCUUACGUCGAGGGUGAAUCGUUGCUGAUGGCUCUGAAGGAUGUGGCCUUGAGCAGUGGUUCGGCUUGCACCAGUGCCAGUCUUGAGCCAAGCUACGUUUUGCGAGCUAUUGGAGCCUCUGAAGACCUCGCACACUCCAGUAUUCGCUUCGGCAUUGGGAGAUUCACGACACUCGAGGAGAUCGAUUACACCGCCGACAACACCAUUCGACAUGUCAAACGCCUCAGGGAGAUGAGUCCACUCUGGGAGAUGGUGGAGGAUGGCAUCGACCUGAAGACGAUUAAAUGGACUCAGCACUGAGUCUUUAUGAGUUUGGAAAUAAUUCCAGUGACUCCUCAUGGCAAUGAUUUUGUGGGGACACUAGAGAGUGAGGGAUUGAGGCACUGGAAAUUUCUGAAUCUUCGAUAUCUCGAAGGAAUAUUAUAAAUAUAAUAAAAUUGAUGACUUAUUUCGAGGAAUUUCGAGAAUUGAAGAUUCAGGAGAUCAUUGUGCACGGAUAAUCUACGUCUUGUAUAAUUUCACUCAAUGAAAAUCUGUUACUGGAAA